ACAUAACCUUACAUUUAAUUAAAACUUAUUAAAAUCUGUUUUAAAAACCCGGUGAUUUUUGUUACAAAUGGGAAUUGAAUAAAACAAAUAUGAGAAGCGUUAAAACUUUCUUCGGACUAAACAGGACUAACCUGAUACUCCGUCGCAAUGUUACAACGAAAAAGAAAAUACCGAUUCCAGAUGAAGAAGAACAAUUACCAAUAUUCCAAUACCCAAUCAGUAAAAGCUCGGAUCGUCGGGUGUAUGUAUGGGGGAUGGCAGAGACAGGCGCUCUCGGCAUCCACAUGCCAGGUAGAGGCAAAAGAAGCAGGAAGUCUUACAGAAAUGAUUUCUCUCUUGUAUGGUAUCCCAUGAGAUCUAGUUUUUGUGAAAGAUUUGAUGUUACACAAAUAGCUUGUGGGUAUGGCUUCACAGUAGCUGCUGUAAAAACAAAUGAACAACACAAGCUGUUCGGUACCGGUAUUAACACAGACUCACAGAUUGGAUAUCAUGCACCGAGAAUGGGUCACCCUUUAGAGCUGUUGGUCAGCCCUGCCCCCAUUUAUAUCCCAUAUAAAUCAUUAGAAAGUAAGAUAGUGGAUUUAGCAGCUGGAAGAGCUCAUACAGUAAUACUAACAGACAAUGAAGGUGUGUACACACUGGGUAAUAAUGCUUAUGGUCAAUGCGGAAGGAAGAUUAACCCAAAAGAAGAAUACAGAGGGAGUAUGGUGUCACAUAAUAUUCAAAAACUGGGACAGGAAAAAAUUGUUAAUGUGUGCUGUGGACAAGAUCACACCUUAUUUAUGACAGAAUCAGGUAAAGUUUACUCUUGUGGAUGGGGUGCAGACGGCCAGACAGGACUCGGCACCUUUAAUAACCAGGCUAUUCCCGCUCUAGUAAAAGGUGAUAUCACGACUGAGAGGAUUGUUAAAGUGGCAUCUAGUGUUGAUUGCGUGCUGGCACUUAAUGAUAGAGGUGAGCUUUUUGGUUGGGGUAAUUCUGAAUAUGGACAAGUGCCAAUGCCUACAAAAUGUGAUCAAGUGAAUAUGUCACAUGCUUUAGUGCAGUUUACGAAGGGUCUUGGCAAGAUAGUAGAUAUCGCCGCGGGAGGUUCAUUUUGUCUCAUAGUUAAUGAGCAAGGUGAUGUGUUUGUUUGGGGAUUCGGUUUGCUGGGCUUGGGACCGAAUGUUCAGCAUUCUGUUACACCUAAACAGAUACCUCCAGCACUAUUUGGAAGGAACGAGUUUAACCCGCAAAGUGUGGUAGAGAUUGUUGCGUGUGGCAUUGGACAUUUAGCCGCUAUCACAAAUAAUGGAGAUCUAUACACAUGGGGCAGGAAUAGACAUGGCUGUUUAGGUUUAGGACACACUAAGGACCAACACUUUCCAUUAAAAGUAUCAAUUGGGGCUCAUGUGAUGCAAGUCAAGUGCAGUGUUGACCACACGGUUGCUAUGUGCAAGCCAUUUGUUUAGACAAAAAUUUAGCUUAAAUCUAUAAAUCUUAUUAGAAAUAAAAUUAUUAUUUACAAUUAA
This is a messenger RNA of Papilio polytes (common Mormon), 1511 nucleotides long. RefSeq names its product Williams-Beuren syndrome chromosomal region 16 protein. NCBI's taxonomy places the organism in Eukaryota, Metazoa, Arthropoda, Insecta, Lepidoptera, Papilionidae. The coding region runs from base 90 to 1451 and encodes 453 amino acids. The record is from RefSeq and is a predicted model, not a curated record. The transcript is spliced from 7 exons.